Messenger RNA from Drosophila albomicans, 373 nucleotides. RefSeq lists its product as uncharacterized. NCBI's taxonomy places the organism in Eukaryota, Metazoa, Arthropoda, Insecta, Diptera, Drosophilidae. The record is from RefSeq and is a predicted model, not a curated record. Bases 23 to 373 code for a protein of 116 amino acids. The transcript has a single exon.
UGUUGCUUGAUACUCGAUCAGGAUGAAGUUCAUCGCGUUAUUCUUGCUGUGCAGCCUGACUGUUGGUCUGGUCUUGGCGUUUCCUGACAAUCAUAUUGCAGUUGCUGAUGUGUCAGCUGGUGGCAUGCAUGUUGAUGCAAUUUCCGACCGUGGAACAGGAGAUGCCGCCUCAGCAUCGCAAAUUGCUCGGCUACGUCAGUCUCGUCAUCUUCUGAAGAAAUUGUUCAAUCCCGAGCCAGAGGUGAUAGUACAACCGAUUAUCGUGCAACCACAGCAACCACAGCCGUUUUUUCCUGCUUUUAAUCCCUAUGUUGGUACUGGUCGAGGCUUUGGGUACGGUAGUUUUCCUUAUAAUCGACCCGUUGGUUAUUGA